Messenger RNA from Bactrocera neohumeralis, 2373 nucleotides. RefSeq names its product double-strand break repair protein MRE11 (gene mre11). The record is from RefSeq and is a predicted model, not a curated record. Gene Ontology annotation, cellular component: nucleus; Mre11 complex. Gene Ontology annotation, biological process: mitotic G2 DNA damage checkpoint signaling; meiotic DNA double-strand break formation; mitotic intra-S DNA damage checkpoint signaling. Gene Ontology annotation, molecular function: 3'-5'-DNA exonuclease activity; DNA endonuclease activity; manganese ion binding. NCBI's taxonomy places the organism in Eukaryota, Metazoa, Arthropoda, Insecta, Diptera, Tephritidae.
ACCACUUUGUGGAAAAGCGCAAAACUUGUGAAAUUUGCGUCUGAAAAUUUCCGCUGGGUUUUAAACAGUUAAAGUUGCUAAUAUAUUUGAUUGAAACAAAUUAUUUCUCUAAUAUGAGCGAGGAAGUAAAUUCUGAAGACGUGCUGCGCAUAUUGGUGGCAACUGACAAUCACUUGGGCUAUGCAGAGAAAAACGCGGUGCGCGGAGACGAUAGCUUCGUAACUUUUGAGGAAAUACUUCAACUGGCUGUGCAGGAAGAUGUUGACUUCAUUUUACUCGGCGGCGAUUUGUUUCAUGAUGCAGUUCCCAGCCAGAAUACACUGCACAACUGCAUGAAAUUACUACGGCGUUACACAUUUGGUGACAAACCGAUUAGCAUUGAAAUGCUUAGUGAUCAGUCGGUGAAUUUUCACAAUGCCACCAAUGAGACGGUCAACUACGAGGAUCCAAAUCUUAAUAUAGCUAUACCAGUAUUUUCCAUACAUGGCAAUCAUGAUGAUCCCAGCGGCUUUGGUCAACUUAGUUCGCUUGAUUUACUCUCGACAACUGGUUUAAUAAAUUAUUUUGGACGCUGGACCGAUCUCACAAAAGUUACUAUUAGUCCAUUACUUUUGCGCAAAGGUGAAACACAAUUGGCACUAUAUGGACUGAGUCAUAUACACGAUGCACGUUUGCGACGGCUAUUUGAGGAUUUUAAAGUCAAUAUUGCGUGUCCGGGACCCGAGGAAGGAGAAUGGUUUCACUUGAUGGUUUUGCAUCAGAAUCAUGCUGAUCGCGGUCCAAAAAGUAAUAUUCCAGAAGAAUUGCUACCUGAUUUUUUGCAUUUGGUUAUUUGGGGUCAUGAACACGAUUGCCAUAUAAAUCCUAAUUUUAAUGCGACACGUAACUUUUACGUUAGUCAACCGGGAUCAUCUGUUGCUACUUCGCUAGCUGAGGGUGAAGCGCUAAAGAAAUAUGUGGGCUUAUUGGAAAUACAUAAAACGCGUUUUCAAAUGAAACCGUUACCAUUACAAACCGUACGCCCAUUUGUUUUCGAUUCGGUCGAUUUGUCUCAAAUGACGGAAGAACUAAAGUUGGACGAAGGUGAUGUACAAAAUAAGGUUAUGGCUAUGGCAAAGGAGCGCGUUCAAAAUAUGAUAACAAAAGCAAAGGAGCAAUUCACCGGGCAUCCAAAACAACCGCAAUUGCCGCUUAUACGUCUGCGAAUACUCUUUUCAAAUGAGGAGCAAAUGUUUAAUGCGAUACGCUUCGGUCAGUCGUACAAUGAGCAGGUAGCUAAUCCAGCAGAUAUGAUACAUUUCAAAAAAGUAAUAAAGCGAUCUAAGGGCGAAAAUUCAGAAUAUGACAACGAAGCUUUGCGUAGCGCCUUAGAUAACAUUCAAGUGGAUGUGGGUAGUGAAAUGAAAAUCGAGAAUUUCAUUGAGCGAUAUUUUCAAGAAAUUCCAGCCAAACGCCGUUUAAAAAUUCUAUCACCACAAAUCUUGGCAGAAAUGUGCAAUCGUAUCGUAGAAAAGGGAGACGUAACCGCGGCUGACGGCAUUAUGAAACACUGUAAAGAAAGAGCUUUAGAGCACCUGUUGGAGACCCUACCAGCUGAUGACGAAAUCGAAGAAUCGUUAGAGGUCUUCAAUUCACAAUUAUCUCUCGACGAUGUACUAAAAAGUUUGGAUAAAACCGACUCAAAAGUGAAAGCAAAUACAAGUAGCUUUUCCUCAACCUCUACACUUAGCAAGAGCAGGCAAUCUACGCAAGUGAAGAGCAAGUCGACUGCUUUAAACACCAAUAAUAGCGACAGUGAUGAUGAACUUCGCAAAAAAAUGCCUAAACAGCAAUCAAAAGCAUCGAAGAACUUUUUCUUGGACGACAGUGACGAUAGCGAUUUAGAAGCUGCACCUCAGCCUACUAAAGGUACAAAAGCCGCACGUGGAAGAAAAACAACGAAAGCUGAAGCUACCACAAAAACAACUGCUGGCCGGGGGCGUGGUAGGGGACGUGGGCGAGGUGCUACGGCGGCGCCAACACGUUCCACACGACAAGCUUUGGAUGUAUCGGUAAACUCCACGCGUUCCUCACUAUUGGAGUCUUUGGCGAAUGCGCGUGCAAAGCGUGGCACCAAAGAUGCACACGUUAUCGAUAUUUCCGACUCGGAGUAAUUUGCUUUAUUUCCUCAUUAUUUAUUGUCAGUGCACAAGCAAAACGAAUUACUUUGAAGUAUAACUUGUCUUUGAUUAAAUUGUCACUUCGUUAAGCUUUACCUUAUUGCUCUGGUUCUUUGUUAUUUUCCGACCAAAGGACCAUAGCAAAAUGUAUCAAAUCUUGUUUUCUUCUCUACUUUUAUAUUUGAAAUAAACUAUUGGACUUUAUUUAAUAUAA